AAGAAGUUGUCGGACCAGUUUGUGGACUCCUGCAAUCUCAGUGUAGAGUCCAGACAGUUUAGAUAAGGCAGGGUAAACUGUGGAUGAGGGUGGCUUAGUGACCUCCUGAGAAGCCCGCAGAGCUCUUUGGAAAAGAAAGAUUGUGCUCUUCUGGGAUUAUACAAUCGAGUGAGAGGAAUUUGCUGCCCAUCUCCGGGACUGGGACAGGAUCAUUGUAGCCCGUUUGUCACAGGCUGGAGACCUCGCUGUCCCGGGAGCCUGUAGCCUUCUACCAUGUGUCUCUGUGCUUUGAUCCUGGUGUUGCUUGCAGUUUUCACAGCAGAGGCAAGACACCCGUCCUCACCACCUGUGGUGGACACUGUUCAUGGCAAAGUCCUGGGGAAGUACGUCAGCUUAGAAGGAUUCACACAGCCUGUGGCCGUCUUCCUGGGAGUCCCCUUUGCCAAACCUCCUCUUGGAUCCCUGAGGUUUGCUCCACCACAGCCUUCAGAUCCCUGGAGCUUCGUGAAGAACGCCACCUCCUACCCUCCUAUGUGCUCUCAAGAUUCAGAGACAGGGAAAAUAGUCCAUGACCUCCUAACCAACAGGAAAGAGAGCAUUCCUCUCCAGUUUUCUGAAGACUGUCUUUACCUAAAUAUUUAUACUCCUGCUGACUUGGCAAAGAGUAACAGGCUGCCGGUGAUGGUUUGGAUCCAUGGUGGUGGACUAGUGUUGGGUGGGGCAUCCACCUAUGAUGGACUAGCCCUGUCUACCUAUGAAAACGUGGUGGUGGUAGUCAUUCAAUACCGCCUGGGCAUUUGGGGAUUCUUCAGCACAGGGGAUGAACACAGCCGGGGGAACUGGGGCCACUUGGACCAGGUGGCCGCACUGCGCUGGGUCCAGGACAACAUCGCCAACUUUGGAGGGGACCCAGGUUCUGUGACCAUCUUCGGCGAGUCAGCAGGAGGUGAAAGUGUCUCUGUUCUUGUGUUGUCUCCCUUGGCCAAGAAUCUAUUCCACAAGGCCAUUUCUGAAAGUGGCGUGGCCCUCAGUGCGGGCCUGGUCAAGAAGAACACCAGGGCCUUGGCUGAGAAAAUUGUUGCUGCAUCUGGUUGUGAAAACACCACCUCAGCCACCAUGGUUCACUGCCUUCGCCAGAAGACAGAGAAAGAGCUCUUGGAGACCACACUGAAAUUGAAUCUUUUUAAGCUGGAUUUGCAUGGAGACUCCAGGCAGAGCUAUCCCUUUAUUCCCACUGUGCUGGAUGGAGUGGUGCUGCCAAAGAUGCCCAAAGAGAUCCUGGCUGAGAAGAGCUUCAACACCGUGCCCUACAUUGUGGGCAUCAACAAGCAAGAGUUUGGCUGGAUUCUGCCAACUAUGAUGAACUAUCCACCCUCUGACAUGAAAGUGGACCGGAUGACAGCCACAUCUCUCUUGAAGAAGUCGUCUUUUAUUCUUAACCUCCCCGAGGAUAAGAUUCCCAUGGCCGUUGAGUAUUAUUUAAGAGACACAGAUGACCCAGGCAGAAAUAAAGACCAACUUCUGGAGCUGAUCGGGGAUGUGGCCUUGGUUGUCCCAUCUGUGAUUGUCUCCCGUGGACAUAGAGAUGCCGGAGCUCCCACCUACAUGUAUGAGUUUCAGUAUCGUCCAAGCUUCUCACCAGAAAUGAAACCCAGCAAUGUGGUAGGAGAUCAUGGAGAUGAAGUCUACUCUGUCUUUGGUGCCCCGAUUUUAAGAGAAGGUGCUUCAGAAGAGGAGAUCAAUCUCAGCAAGAUGGUGAUGAAAUUCUGGGCAAACUUUGCUCGGAAUGGGAAUCCCAAUGGGAAAGGGCUGCCUCAUUGGCCAGAGUAUGACCAAAAGGAAGGGUAUCUGCAGAUUGGUGCCACCACCCAGCAAGCUCAGAGACUGAAAGACAAGGAAGUGACUUUCUGGACUGAGCUCCUGGCUAAGAAGCCACUCCAGACAGGACAUACUGAGCUGUGAAUGGGAGGCUCUGCCAGCAGCCUCAGAAGACCAGAGGAGCCCAAAUGAGGCUACUCCAAUGAAGGUGAUAUUGACCAAGGAUAGGCUAUUGGGGAGACUAGAGAAUUCUUAAGUGGGAGUGGAAAGAUGAUAUGGAGAUAUUUGCACAGAUUCAAUUUGGGAAAUAAAUGUUGUUUUGUAAAUCAAAUGAA
Psammomys obesus (fat sand rat) is the source of this 2153-nucleotide messenger RNA. Its product is annotated as carboxylesterase 1E. Gene Ontology annotation, biological process: lipid catabolic process. Gene Ontology annotation, cellular component: lipid droplet; endoplasmic reticulum. The record is from RefSeq and is a predicted model, not a curated record. The coding region runs from base 274 to 1962 and encodes 562 amino acids. NCBI's taxonomy places the organism in Eukaryota, Metazoa, Chordata, Mammalia, Rodentia, Muridae. The transcript has 14 exons. Gene Ontology annotation, molecular function: carboxylic ester hydrolase activity.